Schistocerca piceifrons (Central American locust) is the source of this 1155-nucleotide messenger RNA. RefSeq names its product sterile alpha motif domain-containing protein 1-like. Gene Ontology annotation, cellular component: extracellular matrix. NCBI's taxonomy places the organism in Eukaryota, Metazoa, Arthropoda, Insecta, Orthoptera, Acrididae. Bases 1 to 1032 code for a protein of 343 amino acids. The record is from RefSeq and is a predicted model, not a curated record. The transcript has 3 exons.
AUGCAACAAUUAGAGAGUACAGGUAGAAAACGGUUCGCUCGUACGCCGCGUGGAGUCGCGGCGGCAGCGGCAGCGGCAGCGGCGGCGGCCGGCGUGCGUCUGGUGAGGUGCGGGGCGUUGCGCUGGGUGCUGGGCGUCGCCGGCCCACUCUGGGCAGGGCCGGCCGCUGUUGCUCAAUGCAGAACCGGCUGGCCGCGCCACGCCGCCCUACAGAAACCGAAACCCAACUUGUCCCGGUGCUGCUGUCCUGAUUUACGUGCGGGCCGCGGCUGGGCGGUGACACAACGGUUGCGCCACGCCGGGCCACGCCGGCACCCCGGCGACCACCCGGCGGACCGGUAUAAAGCCCCGCCGGACCGCUCCUCGGCCAGUCAGCUGCUCAACGACAGACAUGGCCUUCAAGUUCUUGUGAUGCAGCUUUUCAUCUUCGCCGCCAUAGUGGCCGUGGCGCGCGCCGGCUACCUGGGCGCCCCCGCCGUCGUCGCCCCCGGCGCUCCCCUGGCCGCCCGUGCCUAUGCCGCCCCCGCUUACGCCGCCCCCGCCUACGCCGCGUACGCCGCCCCCGCCUACGCCGCCCCCGCCUACGCCGCCCCCAUCGCUAGGGCUUACGCCCCUGCCCUGCGCGCCGCCCCUGUGGCCGUCGCCCCCGCCGUGAGAGCCGCCCCCGUCGCAGUCGCCGCCCCCGCCGCCGUGGCCGCCGAGUACGACCCCAACCCCCAGUACAGCUACGCCUACGACGUGCAGGACGCUCUGACCGGCGACUCCAAGACCCAGCACGAGACCCGCAACGGUGACGUCGUCCAGGGCAGCUACAGCCUGGUGGAGCCCGACGGUUCCAUCCGCACCGUCGACUACACCGCCGACCCCGUCAACGGCUUCAACGCCGUCGUGCACAAGGAGGCCGGCGCCCACCCCGCCCCCGUCGUCGCCAAGGUCGCCGCCCCCGUCGCCUACGCCGCGCCCGCCAUCGCUAAGGUGGCCGCCCCCGUCGCAUACGCCGCCCCCGCCUACGGAAAGGCCAUCCUGGGUUAACAACCGUCCGAUUACGACGACGACAUACCGCCUAGUUCAAACGUUGCUUCGCCUGAAAUAAUCAUCAUGCAGCGCAUAUUUAUUUGUAUCUUGUCUCAUCUCAUCAUACUACUAUGUACAAAU